Molecule: messenger RNA, 1276 nt
Organism: Pogonomyrmex barbatus (red harvester ant)
Lineage: Eukaryota; Metazoa; Arthropoda; Insecta; Hymenoptera; Formicidae
Gene: WDY
Product: WD repeat-containing protein WDY
Molecular function (GO): protein binding
Source: RefSeq, a predicted model, not a curated record
UUAUAAGAUUACAAAAAAUUCUCUUUUUAUUAAAAAUUCUAAAUCGAUUCCCCGUGAAUCAGAAAAAUGACUUCGUGUCUUUAUCAAGAAUCAGCGUUGAAUGUUGUUCGCGAAACUGCGGUGCGCGCAAUAAUUUUUCUAACUGCGAGAGAAGAGAGACCGGAUGUCGGUACGUUGCUGGUCGCACUCGAUUGCGGCUUGGUGCAAGUAUGGACUCAUCAUCCCGAGGCGGGAUUUUUAGGCGCUUUCUCAGUCAUCCAUACAGUCGGCGAUUGUGCCACGUCUUUAGCUACUGAUCCUGAAAAUCAAUUUCUCGUAACAGGUCAUAGCGUAGGAUACAUAAAGGUUUGGUUGCUCUCUAAUUACAUGCUACCGAAUCCGCCGAAAGUGUGUAUGCCAUUACUGAGAUUGGAAUUCCCAUUCUUGUGGAAAGACAUGAUAGUCGGAAGAGCGAAGAGAGCGGUACGAAAUCAGACGCUGCCACUUUUGUUAUCAUCCGUACGCGGCCACAUGCGGGGAAUUACUUCUCUGCUGAUCAUCUCUAGCGCGCGAAUAAUCGUUAGCGGUAGUGCGGACCGCACGGUACGUUUGUGGAGUUUUGGAGGUCGUUACAUAUCGACGCUUGGCACGUUUAGAAAUUGGAUCACAAUUUUGCCUACUGUACCCGUACAGAAAUAUUUUGAGGAUUACAAGCUUCCGGCAGAUAUUAGGAGAGUCGCCAGUUUCACUACUUUAAAGGUACUUCAUGGUGGUAUGAGACGAAUAGAGAUGAAGAUUGAAAAAGAGGAGAUCGAUAUCACGAAAGAAAUGUUCGAAGAAAAGCGACAUAUAAUAUAUGGGAAGGAAUUUGACAGUUUAGCGCUUGAGAAUUAUUACAAGUCACAGCUGCCCGGCAAAAUGUAUCAAAAACACCUGCAAUUAGAUAAUACUUUGCCAUAUAUACCAAUUUACAUGCAUUUAUCAACAUACUCUUUGAAACCUGUAGAGGCGCAAAAAACACUUUUACUUGGACAAAAAAUGGAGUAUGGAUUUUUAUUUUUAUUUGAAAUUAUUGGAGAAAAAUAUCACAUACGAUGUUCGCCCAAUAUUUCAGAAAUAUUUGUAAUUACAGUAAAAAGAUGUAUCUAAGGAGAGCAAUGAAACCGCUGCAUUCUCCACUGAUGGAAAGAGCCGAAGGCACUUCCGCAACAUUAAAUCUACUGUAACAUUGAUUUCUUAUAACUUUAUAAAACUCUGGCAGUGUUAGUAAAAUAUAUAUUUUACACAUUGCAUAAGU